This is a messenger RNA of Fonsecaea erecta, 1656 nucleotides long. RefSeq lists its product as hypothetical. Gene Ontology annotation, biological process: ammonium transmembrane transport. The record is from RefSeq and is a predicted model, not a curated record. The transcript has 5 exons. Gene Ontology annotation, cellular component: plasma membrane. Lineage: Eukaryota; Fungi; Ascomycota; Eurotiomycetes; Chaetothyriales; Herpotrichiellaceae. Bases 1 to 1656 code for a protein of 551 amino acids. Gene Ontology annotation, molecular function: ammonium channel activity.
AUGUCGUCGAGCGGUAUCGCCGACUUCCUUCCUCAUUAUGCUUCCUAUAACUGGACCGGUGCGCCAGCCGACUAUACUUUGGCCACAAAUGUGAGAACAGGAGGAGACUCAAGAACGGAGAAUCUGAACAAAUGGUACCAGUCGGGCGACCAGGCAUAUAUCAUCCUCUCAUCAUGUCUGGUGUUGAUCAUGGUGCCGGGCCUCGGAUUUCUCUACUCGGGUCUGGCACGACGAAAGUCGGCCUUGUCUCUGAUGUGGGCUUGCAUGGCGGCCGGCAGCGUCAUCAACUUUCAGUGGUACUUCUGGGGGUAUUCACUCACCUUCUCGCCAACCGGUCAAAGCGGCUUCAUUGGCGACCUGGUCCAUUUUGGCCUGAAACGGACUCUUGGGAACCCCAGUCCUGGGUCACCUCUGAUUCCUAGUCUCCUCUACUCGUUCUACCAGAUGCAAUUCUGCUGCGUAACCGCCGCCAUCGUUGCAGGUGCCGUGGCGGAGCGUGGUCGACUGAUGCCUUUCCUCGUGUGGACCUUCCUCUGGGCCACCCUCGUAUACAACCCGAUCGCUUGCUGGGCAUGGAACGCCAAUGGGUGGGCGUUUAAAUACGGCGUCAUGGACUACGCGGGUGGAGGGCCCGUCGAGAUCGGCUCGGGCAUGUCUGCUUUGGCCUAUUCCAUGGUCCUGGGAAAGAGGCAGGAGAAGAUGAUGCUCAACUUCCGCCCCCACAACGUUUCAUUUAUCCUGCUGGGGACGGUCCUGCUCUGGUUUGGCUGGCUGGGUUUCAACGUCGGUUCUUCCUUUGGAGCCAACCUCAGGGCGGUCAUGGCUUGCUGGAACUCGAAUCUCACGGCCACAUUUGCCGCAGCCGCUUGGGUUCUUCUCGAUUUCAGGCUGGCUCGGAAAUGGUCCAUGGUCGGCUGGUGUUCGGGUACCAUCUCUGGACUUGUGGCUGCCACGCCGGCGUCUGGAUAUCUCGAUACAUGGGGCAGUGUGGUGCUGGGCAUUGUCACCGGCAUUGGGUGUAACUUUGCCACCAAGAUCAAAUAUUGGAUCCGGAUCGACGACUCCAUGGACGUGUUUGCCGAGCACGGCGUUGCUGGGAUGAUCGGUCUGAUGUUCAACGCUCUCUUUGGCGUCGACUAUAUCGUCGGUCUCGACGGCGUCAACACCGGCGUCCCCAAUCCGACGACAGGCACGGGCAUUGGGGGCUGGCCGAUCGGCAACUAUCGCCAGUUCUACAUCCAACUCGCCUAUGUCGUGGCAUGUACAGGCUACGCCUUUGUCGUCAGCGCCAUCCUCGCCUACAUUGUCAAUUUCAUUCCAGGCCUGCACCUGCGUGCGUCAGAAGAGGCCGAACUGCUCGGAAUGGACGAUGACCAGCUCGGCGAGUUUGCCUAUGAUUACGUCGAGGUUCGUCGCGACUACCUAGCCUGGACCCCGCAAAAUCCGGACCACGCCGGCAUCGAUCCCAACAUCCCCAAAGAACACCGCUACGGCAUCGGUGAACACUCAGAUAUGAUCCGCAAGGCAACCAACGGCGGCACGGGCGACUCGACCGCGGCCAGCUCGCGCAGUCACCAUGAUCUGCCCGCUCAGGGAGACCGGCACGCCAUCAAAGCCGAAGAUGCUGAGAAGGCUAAACAUGUCGCGGACGCAUGA